Messenger RNA from Aaosphaeria arxii CBS 175.79, 1089 nucleotides. RefSeq lists its product as uncharacterized. The record is from RefSeq and is a predicted model, not a curated record. NCBI's taxonomy places the organism in Eukaryota, Fungi, Ascomycota, Dothideomycetes, Pleosporales. Bases 1 to 1089 code for a protein of 362 amino acids. The transcript is spliced from 5 exons.
AUGGCGUUGAGUGAACGCGCGACGAGUGCUUUUGAUACCGGUAGUGGAAAGGCGAUCUUGGGUGUUUCGUUGGCUUUUGCUGUUACAUCGACUAUUUCGCUGGUGCUUAGGUUUAUUGGGAAGAGGUUCAAGAGAACGAGGUUAUCUUCUGAGGAUUGGUUCAUCAUCGUGGCUCAGGCUUGCCUAUAUGGAUUGGCUGUGCUAUGUAUACUUCAGACUUCAAUAGGAGGUGCUGGCAAUAAAGCAACAGAAUGGCCAUACGCAUCUCAUAGUACUCGUAUCUCAAAAUCACCUACAGCUCUGAAGUUACUAAUCUCCAUCCAAUGUCUCUUCGCCGCCUCGGUAGCCUCAAUAAAAAUCUCCAUUUGCUUAUUCUACAACCGCAUCUUUCCUUCCAAACAGUUUCGCAUCGCUUCUUGGAUCACAAUCGGUCUCGCCAGUGCCUGGGCGAUUGGAUACAUCACCUUCGUUCUGGUAUCCUGCAGGCCACUCGCAUAUUUCUGGAAUCCAAACAUUGCAGGUGGCACUUGCGUCAAAGACAGAACCACGCCGUUCAUGGUAAUAGGAGCGCUGGACGCUCUUGUGGACAUCGUGAUACUCAUUCUUCCGCUCCACAUGCUGUACAAACUCAACGUCAGAAUUCCCGACAAGGUUGCCCUCAUAAUAAUUUUUGGUACUGGAAUAUGUAUAGCAGCCAUCUCGAUCGUCCGUAUGCAUACUUUAACCAGGGUAUCACGCUACACCAACGCGCCAGCUCUGAUCCUCACCAUCAUCGAACCCUCUCUUGGCAUGACCGUAGCCUGCGUGCCGCUUACACGACCUCUCUUCCGCGGCAUCUUUCCUCGGCCACUACGGACGGGCAGGGGCGUCGAUGAAUAUGACGGAGGCAAUGCUGGUGGUGGCUUUGGACGAUUGGCGUCGUGGGAGUUGCCCAGUUUCGUGGACAGGAAUCUGUGGCGGGGUAGGGCGAUGGGGUUUGGGAGGGAGGAAGAGUUCGUUACGACGUUGGUGUUGGAGAGUGGGACGUGGAGUGAUGCUGGGGAAGGGAGAACGAGAGAUUUGAACAGCAAUAGUAGAGGUGGUGGAUGA